GUAUGGAGUAAUUUAAUGGCUGAUCCACAACUAUUGGGCUCUUGCCAAGGGAAUUCACACAGCGUGCCCGGGAUUGAUAAGCAAUUGCAAUCAUCUACUGCCUUCAGCAGUUUCAUAACUGCGGCGAGUGAGGCACGGAAAAUUACUAACGGCAUAUUCUGGUUAGGGUUCCGUACUUCCGAGCAAUUUGCGGAUACGGACCUGGAGCAUUUCCAGAAAGCUGGUGACUUGAUCGUAAUUGAUACUGAAGAAAAAGCGAUGGAAGAUCUUGCUUGCCAGGGGGAAGAGGAGCUUGCACCAGAAGUAAAGAGAAAGAUGGAAAGAAAACUUAAGAAGGAGCGAAAAAAGGAAGAAAGACGGUUAUUGCGGGAAGCUGGUGUGUCAGUGGAAAAGAAGAAGCCCCAGAAGGCAUUAGCUUGCGACCUUGCGUUAAAAUAUCUGAGAAUGUGGUCUGAAAAACACAAGGAAUGGAGAUUUCAAAAGAUAAGACAAACUUGGCUUUUGCAGCACAUGUAUGACUGUGACCAGAUUUCUGAUGAGCACUUUACUCUGCUUCUGGGUUAUUUGGAAGGACUGAAAGGAAAUGCUCGCGAUCUAACCAUUCAGAAAACGGAGGCACUGAUUAAGGAAUCUGACUCUACAGAUGAUCCCACUGUGUUCAGCCAAGAGAAGAUUGAACGCAUGCGGCAAGUCCUCCAGAUUUUAUCUUGAAGCUUUGUGAUUAUCUCUCCGUUCAGUGAAGUUUCGCUAUCCCUAGCAAUGGAGAAUUUAUAUUCAGAUGGAGUUUAUGCAGCUUUUUAAAAAGAAUCUUUAUUUGAAUACUCUGCUGAAAGGUGUUUUCUGAAAGUUUGAUUUCUAAUUUCAGUGUAUGUAAUAAAGUUUACUUUUGUACUG
Messenger RNA from Hypanus sabinus (Atlantic stingray), 894 nucleotides. RefSeq lists its product as uncharacterized. The record is from RefSeq and is a predicted model, not a curated record. NCBI's taxonomy places the organism in Eukaryota, Metazoa, Chordata, Chondrichthyes, Myliobatiformes, Dasyatidae. The coding region runs from base 16 to 711 and encodes 231 amino acids. The transcript is spliced from 5 exons.